AGCCGAUCUCGGGUCGGACGUGCGGUAGUUGUUUUCGCAAUCCACAGAAGCCAUGACUUCGAUGCGCAUGUUGCUGGCUGCCCUGGUCGUCCUUCUGCACUCGACUCAGGCCUUUCGAGAGCUGCAUUCAACAGCAGUUCAGCGGUUUGAAGAAGGGCCUGAUGAAACGAAAGAGCCUGAUCAAGGAGAGGAAGAACCCAAUCAAGAAGCGCAAGUGAAAGAACUAGCACCUAGUGAAGAGGAGGACGACGAAGAAGAAGAAGCUGAUCAACAAGAGGGGCAAGUGGGAGAAGAUGCUGGUCCUGGUGAACAACAAGAUGCUGAACCAGUCGAAGAACAGGAUGUGGAGGACUUGCCCGCUCCAGUGGCAGCACAGAAGGUUCGAGCAAAAGACAUGGCAGAAGGCGACGAAGGCGAUCCAGAGGAGCUUUUGAACUUGGAGGAGUUCCUGCCCUUGUGUGACAAGGAGAUCGUGGAAGACACCUGCCGGCUGUUGAAUGAAGGUGAGAAGCACGAGGAGGUGGAAAAAUACACCACUUGGCAGGAGAUCGAGCAGCACUUAUCCGCGGACGAGAAGAGCCUGGACCGAUUCAGGCAAAUCACUGGUAUUGCGCUCCUGGGGGUGGGAUGCCUUGGCAAUGCCCCAAAGCUCACUGGGUUGGAGAAGCCGAGGCGGUUGACAUUGGGGGGCACCUUCCAACUGCACCAACCUUGGAGCUUCAAUUGGCGACCAACCUUGGCAUCACUCAGCCAACCUGGAAUUAUCAUAGUUUACGUGGAUGGCGCCAGCCAUGCCACCCGCUUCCAGUGUAGAGGAAGAUGAGGAAGACGGCGCACUUCCUGUGAGGCAGGAGGACCAUUCCAUUCGACGUGGAGCAUUCCGUUCGUGCUAAGGGUGAGGGACGGCAAAGUCUGGGUCGAGUGCGAGGUGCUUUGCAAGAAGUUGGUCAGCCUGGUGACGAAGUCCACUGGCGCCAUCCUGCCGCACAAGAGCGAUCUGGCCUGCUAUCACUUGGGUUUCUCGGUGCGGGCGAGAGAUGGAUGGAGGUCGGUGGCUGGUGUGAGGAUGGAGGACGGAUGCUGACCCUAGUGGCUGGUGUGAGGAUGAGGAUGGACGAGGACGGAGGUGGAAUUUGAGGAAGGUGGAAUGCGUUUGUUAGUGAUUGUUUUAGCGUUUUAUGAUUAACUUGUUUUUGGAGGUCAUGUCAACUGAUGAAAUUGUUUCUUGGCAGAUUGGUGCCCUGAUCAAAAGGUCUCUCCUGAACUCUUUGCACGUGACUUCCGGUCCUUUUGGUUACAGUGGUUUCAGAGUAGCCAGUGCCAUCGAACCUUUUAAACCGCAAAGGUAGCAAGCCGCGGUGACAUCAGGGGCGUGCUGGGAACGGCAAGAGUGGAACCUUCUAAUGUAUCGGCCUGUUUGUGUGGGCUGGUGAAUUCAUCAGGCGUUGAAGAGACGGCACCUAAACAACUCCCACACACGACCUGGGACUGGGACUGGCACAUUCACAUUUAGC
Durusdinium trenchii is the source of this 1514-nucleotide messenger RNA. The record is from the annotation of a GenBank genome assembly. NCBI's taxonomy places the organism in Eukaryota, Dinophyceae, Suessiales, Symbiodiniaceae.